CCCAAACCAUCGCAUGCUCUAUCUUGUUACUCAAUUCAAUACUAGCAUCCGAUCAGCCAUCACUAUGAAGGUCUCCCUUCUCGUCCCGGCCCUCUUCUUCUCCGGCGCUCUCGCCGCCAUCGGCAGUUACUGCAAGGACAGCAAGGGUAUCUACGGCACUUGUCAGAAGGUCAACAAGUGCAAAUCUCUCAACGGAUACACAAAGACCAAUCUCUGCCCCGAUGACCCGGACGACGUCAAGUGCUGCUUCUACCCGGACUGCAACAGCAAUGGCUACUGUCAGAAGGACAGUCUUUCCUGCAGUGGCACAUACUCCACUGGUGACUGCCCUGGACCUAACGGCUACCGUUGCUGCAACUUGAGGACUGGAAAGCCUCCUAUCUGCACCCGCGACGAAAAGACUCGCCGCUGCCUCAUAAUCUGAGCUUGGAUGGGGAGUUCGUGCUAGCUGGUUGGGUCCAAUCAAACAAGCUCAGUAGCAAUAAGAACAUGAUUGAGCCUAAGUAUAAUGUUCUGAAAUGGUAUUGGGGCUGGAUCGGAACAUGGAGAUGCCACAUGAUGAUUGACAAAGUGUGUGAGACGAUGAAGAGAAAGAAAGAGUGGCAAGGCAUUUUGUCUUUCACCAAUCAACGAGGUUCGGUUUGAGCCGUUGAGACUAGAAAUCAGGGUCGAUGUAGACGCUGCGCGGAGAUAUUCACGGGGAGAUGGGUCACGAGAGAAGAGGCAAACAAACAAGAGCAAAGUUCAACAAGCAAUUACAUG
Colletotrichum destructivum is the source of this 762-nucleotide messenger RNA. RefSeq lists its product as uncharacterized. The record is from RefSeq and is a predicted model, not a curated record. The transcript is spliced from 4 exons. Bases 14 to 424 code for a protein of 136 amino acids. NCBI's taxonomy places the organism in Eukaryota, Fungi, Ascomycota, Sordariomycetes, Glomerellales, Glomerellaceae.